AUGUCGAGCUCCAUGUCGUCGGCCAGCUCGUCGAGCUCACGCUCGUCCUUUGACGGACCUUCGACUCCACCAGACACCGUGCACUCGCUUCCCAACGCUCUCAAGGCUGCAAGACAGGAGGCUGGCAUCGACACUGAGGAGCCGCUCUGGAAGAAAAGACACACCUUCUUCCCCCUCGAACGUCAGGAGCGAUACUCUGCUCCCACAGACAAUGGCUUCGUUGCACCCGAGCUCACAGAACUCGUCGCACCCAAUAUCGAGUCCUUCAAUGCGCUGUGGGCGGAGGACCCAUCGCUGGACCCGCCCGCCUUGGCUUCCGUUUCUGGCUUCGUCAACGAAGGCACCGGCCUGCUCGAGAAGAGCUUGCGCCGCUUGCCGCCACGCAUCGUCUUUGACGGACAAGGAGAUGCCAACAAUGGCCUCGGCAAUCGCAUCACCCUCCGUAUGGACAGCGUCAACCUCACAAAGCCGCUCAUCAACGAGCGUGCAAAGGGAGUUCGCGAACGCAGAGUGUUUCCCUCCGAGGCGAGGGAGAGGCUCUUCACCUACACGGGCAAGCUCACUGCACGAAUAUGCUGGAGCGUCAACGGCGACCCAGAGCAGAGCGACAUUGUCACGCUGGGCAACUGCCCUGUCCUCGUGAGGUCAAAUCGAUGCAACCUGCGCGGCAUGUCCUCAAGAGAGCUUGUCGCUCACCACGAGGAGGCCAACGAGUUUGGCGGCUACUUCCUCGUCAACGGAAACGAGCGUUUGAUCCGAUACCUCAUCGUCGCCAAGGCAAACAGCGCACAGGCGAUCGAGAGACCCAGUUUCGAGAAGCGUGGCCCAAGCUACUCCAACAAGGCCAUCGUCAUCCGAUGUCUCCACAAGGAGGACCUCAUCAGCGUCACCAAUGCUGUCCACUACCUCCACAACGGUGGACUCACGAUGCGUUUCAGCUGGAGGAAGCAGGAAUACAUGGUACCCGUCGUCAUGGUGCUCAAAGCGCUCGUCGAUGCCACCGACAAGGAGAUCUUUGCUUCCAUCGUCCAGGGCGACUUUGAAAACACCUUCCUCACCGACCGUGUCGAGCUGCUCCUCCGCAACUUCAAGCAGUACAGUCUCUGGUCCGGACACCAGUGUCUCGAGUACCUCGGCUCCAAGUUCCGCGUCGUCCUUGGCUGUCCCGAAGACUACACCGACGCGCAGGUCGGUACGGAGCUCAUCAACCGCAUCCUCCUCGUCCACCUCGACAGCCCCAGGGAAAAGUACAAGAUGCUCAUCUUCAUGAUCCAGAAGCUCUACUCGCUCGUCGCCGGCGAGUCGUGCGCCGACAAUGCCGAUUCUUCGCAGCACCACGAGAUCCUCAUGCCCGGCUUCCUAGUUGGCCAGAUCAUCAAGGAACGCAUCGACGAGGCCGUCAGCAACGUCCGCGCCCAGAUCGCUCGCGACGUCCGAAUGAAGGUCAAAGGAGUCGACUUUUUCGAUUCCAGAUACAUCAAAAAGACCGUCUCCAAGGUCAACAUCGACAUCGGUGUCAAGAUCGCCUCCUUCCUCGCCACGGGCAACCUGUCGUCGCCCUCGGGUCUCGACCUACAGCAGACGUCCGGUUUCACCAUCAUGGCCGAGAAGCUCAACUUUGCGCGUUACCUCGCCCAUUUCCGUUCAGUGCAUCGAGGUGCCUUCUUCGCCGAGCUCAAGACCACCUCGGUGCGAAAGCUGCUUCCGGAAGCCUGGGGCUUCUUGUGUCCCGUGCACACGCCAGACGGCUCGCCAUGCGGUCUGCUCAACCACUUUUCGCACACGUGCAGGAUGACGACGCGCCAGCCUGACGUCUCACACAUCCAUGCGCUGCUCUCGGGUCUCGGCAUGACCGAAGCCGCCUUCGCCGUCGGCGCCGUCGGCGCUGCCAGCCAGAAGAACGCCAACGUCAGCAAGGACAUUGUCGUGGUGCAGCUUGACGGUGCCAUCCUUGGCUACACCACACCCGGUCUCGCCAAGCAUAUGGCUACGGCGCUUCGAAUCUGGAAGACCGAGGGUUUGCACCACGUCCCGCUCGACCUCGAGAUCGGGUUCGUGCCCACUUCGCGCGCCGGACAGUACCCCGGCCUCUACCUCUUCUCCAACCGCGCCCGCAUGAUGCGUCCUGUGCGACUGCUGCACAACAACAAGAUCGACAUGGUCGGUCCCUUCGAGCAGGUCUACCUCGACAUUGCUUGCGACCCGCAGGAAGUCGUGCCCGGCGUGUCGAGCCACGUCGAGCUGGCGCCCACCUCGAUCCUUUCGGUGCUCGCCAACCUCACACCGUUCUCGGACUACAACCAAUCGCCACGAAACUGUUACCAGGCGCAGAUGAUGAAGCAGACCAUGGGUACCGCCUCGACUGCAGUGAGCAGGAGGACGGACAACAAGCUGUACCGAAUUCAAACGCCCCAAACGCCCGUGGUGCGACCGGAGCUGUACAACAAGUAUGGUUUCGACGACUAUCCCAACGGAACCAACGCGAUCGUCGCUGUCAUUUCGUACACGGGAUACGACAUGGAAGAUGCCAUGAUCCUCAACAAGAGCGCGCACGAACGCGGCUUCGGUUACGGCACCGUGUACAAGUCGGAGACAAUCGAUCUUCGCGACCUGAAGGGCAAGUCGAGUUCGAGCGUCCCGACGCUUCACUUUGGAUUCGCGCCCAAUUCGCGCCCCACGGAAGCGCAGCGUGCCAUCCUCGACCAGGAUGGUCUGCCGUACGUGGGACAGAAGGUGCUGGCGGGCGAGCCGAUUUGCGCCUACUGGGACGAGGUGAGCGGCAAGACCAUGUUCAAGAAGUUCAAGGGUGACGAGUACGCGUACGUCGACACCGUGCGUCUGCUCGGCUCCGACGCUGGAUCGGGUGGAGGCGACAGCGAGUGUCAGAAGGUGCAGAUUAUGCUGCGCAUCACACGUUCGCCCGUCAUCGGCGACAAGUUCUCUUCGCGUCACGGACAGAAGGGUGUCUGUUCGCAAAAGUGGCCCGCCGUCGACAUGCCAUUCUCUGAGAGCGGGAUGCAGCCGGAUGUGAUCAUCAACCCGCACGCUUUCCCGUCGCGUAUGACGAUCGGAAUGCUGAUCGAGUCGAUCGCAGGCAAAGCCGGUGCCAUGCACGGCAUCGCCCAAGACUCGACGCCGUUCACGUUUAGCGAAGAUUUCACUCCUACCGAGUUCUUCGGUGAGCAGCUCAAGGCUGCGGGCUACAACCACGUGGGCAACGAACCCAUGUACUCGGGUAUCACGGGUCAGGAGCUGCGCGCCGACAUCUAUCUCGGAGUGGUGUACUACCAGCGUCUGCGUCACAUGGUCAACGACAAGUUCCAGGUGCGUACCACGGGACCUGUGCACGCACUGACGCGUCAGCCGAUCAAGGGUAGGAAGCGCGCAGGUGGUAUUCGAUUCGGAGAGAUGGAGCGUGAUGCGCUGCUGGCGCACGGAACGUCGUACAUGCUUCAGGAUCGAUUGAUGAACUGUUCGGACUACUCGACGUCGUACGUUUGCCGAACGUGUGGAUCGUUGCUCUCGGUAGGCUUCGAUACGUCGACGUCCAGCGGUCACGGUGGUUCGAUCUCGACGAUCGAUAUGUCGACGCAGGGCACCACACCGAUCUUGGGACCCAACGGAGAGUUCUGCCGCGUCUGCAGAGCGGAGGACGAGGUGCGUCGUCAACAGGGACUCGAGCCAUUGCGCGGCAAGAGGCAACCCAUCGGCGGAGUGGAGGCUACCAUCGGAAUCCCGCAGAGCAACGUGAUCAACAGCUUGACCGGAGGCGACCUGGACGUGGUCGCGGUGCCGUACGUGCUCAAGUACCUGGUAGCGGAACUGGCGGCGAUGGGUAUCAAGAUGAGCUUCGGUGUUUCUCCUUGA
Messenger RNA from Pseudozyma hubeiensis SY62, 3867 nucleotides. RefSeq lists its product as hypothetical. The record is from RefSeq and is a predicted model, not a curated record. Gene Ontology annotation, cellular component: nucleus; RNA polymerase I complex. Lineage: Eukaryota; Fungi; Basidiomycota; Ustilaginomycetes; Ustilaginales; Ustilaginaceae. Gene Ontology annotation, molecular function: ribonucleoside binding; DNA-directed RNA polymerase activity; DNA binding. Bases 1 to 3867 code for a protein of 1288 amino acids. The transcript has a single exon. Gene Ontology annotation, biological process: DNA-templated transcription.